Messenger RNA from Sphenostylis stenocarpa, 366 nucleotides. NCBI's taxonomy places the organism in Eukaryota, Viridiplantae, Streptophyta, Magnoliopsida, Fabales, Fabaceae. The record is from the annotation of a GenBank genome assembly.
AUGGACGCAGCAAGGUUCUCUUCAACAAAAAAACCUACGAAGACGUCUGUGCCUAAAUUUGGAGGGUGGGAACAAAAGGCUGCAGGAGUGCCUACUGACUAUUCAAUGGUGUUUAGUCAAGCUCGUGCAAACAAGAAGACUCAAAAGACUGAAUUGGGUGAAGUCAAGCGUUUAAGCCUUGGAAAUGACAGGGAUCCCCUAAGUGGCAACCAUCGUCGAGGAAAUGGUCAUGGAUUUGGACAUGGACAUGGUCAUGGUCAUGGUCAUGGACAUGGUCAUGGUCAUGGUGGACAUGAACAUGGACAUGGAGCUGGACCUAGUCAUGGACGUGAUGAUGAAGAUCCUCUUACCAUAGUGAGAACUUAA